CUUACGUUCGGCAACAUCGACUCGCGCAUUUAGUUUAGAAGUCAGUGCAGAAGUCUGUUCACCGACCACCGACUACGCUCACUCUUGUAUUGUUCGUGUUAAUGAUUUUAGAUUGAGUUCGUUUUUAUAUUUUAUCGUAUACGACCUCUGUCAUAUUUUACAUUAAUUGUGUUCCUCGUGUUAACUAACGAUCUCGUACCAUCGUUCUCUCUUCGCACCGCCCUUGAACGCAACGCACGCGAUCGAACCGCCAUUCUCAAGUCCGCGACUCGUCCGACGCACGCCCGUCCCGCGUUUAUUUACGCGUCAUUACGCGCCAUUACGUGCCCUUUCAAUUAUUUACCAUUCGGUACCGUUCUAAUCGUUUGCCAUUUUGUGACGUUGUAAUAAACUGUUUCCGACGAUUACGCGUCCGUGCCGAAUUGAGUUUGUCAUUCGUUCUAAAUCCGCCUGACUAGUGUACUAUCCUUCUGACGAGAAGUCAGCAUCGUAUUUGCCUAAGUGUAGUCUAAUCGUCAGGUCAAUCUCCCACACCUUGGCGCUUCAAGUACCUACCUAGUACCUAUAUUAAAUUUCCAAACUACAUUCAAAAAACAAUUGCUUGCGAUCGGUCGACUCGUCAACGUGUUUAAAAUUUAAUAAUUUUAAACAGGUGACCGUAAUCAAGACAUCUAUCUUCCAGUUAUAAAUUUGGUCCUCAGAAAUAUGUCUAAAAAACCGUCAAGUCCAUUAUAUGCCAAUGUUUCUGGAGUAAAGUACAAGAGUGAAGAAUUGACUACACAUAAUGAACCCACUUACUACAAUACAGUAACAAAUAGAAUGCCACAACCUUCCCAAGGCAUUUAUAGCAAUGUGAACUACCGUAAGAAAUCCAACAACAUAUAUUCGAACAUUCCCGAAACAAGCAAACCGACUUAUAAAAAUACUCAAUAUCCAUUAUAUGACAAUCUAAAACCAUUAGGUAAAAAUAACAUACACAGCCGUCCAUCUCCAGUAAGUUCUAGUUACUCUGAACUUCAAAAUGCAGAUAAUUACGAAGAUGAUGCAAAAGAUUUUGAUAAUUCUUCUUCUCAGGAAUCUAAAAUGUAUGAAUCUGUCUAUGAGCCUAUUAAUGCUGUCUAUCCGCCUAGUGAGUUAUCAUCUACAUAUUCAAUGAGCUGUCUUUCACGGUCCAUUAGUACUCGUGGAUAUGAAACCGAAGUUGAUUCUUUAACUGAUCUCCUUGUAAAAGCAAUGUCUGUCAAUGAUGGUAAAAAAAGUUUGGACAGUCAUGCUAGCUCUUUAGGAUGGAAUUGUACUGAAUGCAAUAAAAAAGUAACGGAAGAAGGACUUGGGUGUAGAGCAAUGGGUAAUAUUUAUCAUAUAAAAUGUUUUACCUGUAAUCAUUGUGGAGAUCAAUUGAAAGGAAAACCAUUUUAUCACAUUGAUAACAAACCAUACUGCGAAAAGGAUUAUUUGGAUACACUAAAAAAAUGUUCAGUUUGUCAAAUACCAAUUUUGGAUAGAAUCCUGAGAGCCACAGGACGCUCAUAUCAUCCACAGUGUUUCAGAUGUAUUGUAUGCUCUACAUUAUUGAAUGGUAUACCCUUCACCAUCGAUGCAGCCAAUCAAAUUUAUUGUAUUGAUGACUUUCACAAGAAAUUUGCUCCAAAAUGCAGUGUAUGCAGAUUUCCUAUUAUACCAGAGGUUGGUCAAGAUGAAACAAUAAGAUUUGUUGCAUUGGACCGAAGCUUUCAUGUGCAAUGUUACAAAUGUGAAGAUUGCGAUACUUUAUUAGGAUCAGAAGCUGAAGGUAGAGGAUGUUAUCCAUUAGAUGACCAUGUAUUAUGCAAAAGUUGUAAUGCUAAAAGAGUUCAAGCUUUAACAUCAACCAUGAUUACCGAGCUUUAAGUAACGCUAUACUUUAUUCAAAAUAAGCGCACUGGGUGGCGUACAAAAGCCAGUCAAAUUCACGCAUACUACUGUUACAGUAAUACUUUUAUGUUUUAAGAUUGUUCCAAUUGUUGAUAUUCUUUGCUUGUCUGGUAUAACUAGAGACCGGAUUUUUUUAUGUUUUUACG
Molecule: messenger RNA, 2060 nt
Organism: Metopolophium dirhodum (rose-grain aphid)
Lineage: Eukaryota; Metazoa; Arthropoda; Insecta; Hemiptera; Aphididae
Product: lipoma-preferred partner homolog
Exons: 8
Coding region: 706-1890 (394 amino acids)
Biological process (GO): cell-cell adhesion
Cellular component (GO): focal adhesion; stress fiber
Source: RefSeq, a predicted model, not a curated record